AUGUAUUUCAGUGUGGACAGGAAGAAAGGCUUGAAGAUAGGAGAGACAUACACAAACGACUAUCAGGCAAAAGAGUUCAUACACUACAUAGCAGAGGAUGAGAGAAGAAAGAUGAGGGCAAGAUUAUCAGAUGGCAAGUUCAUCUCGGUCAUGUCAGAUGGAUCCCUCGACAGUGCAGUGAUGGAAGAAGAAAUGGUCUACGUCAGGAGUGCCAGUGAGGGGAAGGUCAAAGUUGAUUUUGUCGGGGUAAAGGCUGUCUCAAAGCCAGAUGCUACAAAUAUAGCUGAAGCAGUGUGCAGUAUAAUGGAAAGUGGAGUCAGCACUGAUUGGAAGAACAAGCUAGUGGCAAUCACCACAGAUGGAGCAUCUGUAAUGACAGGAGUAAACAAUGGUGUCGUUGCAAAACUGCGUGCAGACAGACCAAAUGUGCUGGGGAUCCACUGCAUGGCCCAUAAGCUAGAGCUUGCCUUCUCAGAUGGAAUAAGGAAAAAUGUGAUGGCCAGGAAAGUUGAGGACCUCUUGAGUGGCCUCUACACCUUAUAUCAUAAGAGUGGAGUGAACAGGGCCAGCCUAAAGCAACACUUCAGGGAGCUCCACAUGAAGGCUUUGAUGCCAACCAGAGUAGGUGGAACCCGGUGGCUACCACAUCUCUUCAAAGCACUUGACCAUUUUCUCAGGGGAUAUGCUGGCAUUGUACGCCACUUGGAGAAGUCCCAGGAGGCCACGAACGUCAAUGCUGUUCUGAGGGCAAAAACCAAGGGGUUCCUCAACAUAGGCAAGGAUGGUGGAGUGCUCAGGUUUUGCUGCCUUCUCCAUGACACCAUCUAUCAACUGAGCAACCUCUCCAAGUCACUGCAGAGGUCAGGGUCCACCGUGGCUGAAGCUCAGAGCUGCCUCUCCUCCACUCAGGCUGUCAUAGAAAAGUACAAGUCAAGAUUUAGUGACGUGAACAGUGGUGUCCUGCAGGCCAUGCGGCUGACCAGUUUCCAGUACUGGCCAGAGGCAGACACAAGUUCAGAUUUUGGUGAUGAAGAGGUAAACAAACUCAUCAGUCACUUCCGACCUCUUUUCCUGUCUGCUGGAGUGGAUGUGGAGUUGAUCCCUGAUCAAUGGACAAUUCUCAAGACUGAACUGUACACAGCAGGAUUCAGCCAAGGAAACUUUGAGCAGACCUGGCCUACUGUGAACAGAAUGCUGCGCCAUCGAUGUCCUGAUGUCCUUGAUCUUUUUGAUGCUCUCCUGACCAUCCCUGCAACUACGGCUGACUGUGAAAGAGGGUUCAGUGUUAUGAAGCAGGUAAAGAGUGACUGGCGCUCCCGCCUAAAAGGUGAAACCCUCUCUGACCUCCUUAAAACCCAGUUGUGCUCACCUGACAUCAAAGACUUUGAUCCAACCAAAGCCAUUGAGAUCUGGCAUGCUGACAGUUUGCGCUCACGCAGACCUGACUUUGUGCGCAAACAUGGACCAAAAGAAACAGAGGGUGGCUCAGAUUCUGAUGGCACCACAUCUGAAGAAGAAGAGCUCUGA
Etheostoma spectabile (orangethroat darter) is the source of this 1527-nucleotide messenger RNA. RefSeq names its product zinc finger protein 862. Lineage: Eukaryota; Metazoa; Chordata; Actinopteri; Perciformes; Percidae. Gene Ontology annotation, molecular function: protein dimerization activity. The transcript is spliced from 5 exons. The record is from RefSeq and is a predicted model, not a curated record. Bases 1 to 1527 code for a protein of 508 amino acids.